Babesia microti strain RI is the source of this 753-nucleotide messenger RNA. RefSeq names its product phosphomannomutase. Gene Ontology annotation, biological process: mannose metabolic process; protein N-linked glycosylation; GDP-mannose biosynthetic process. The record is from RefSeq and is a predicted model, not a curated record. NCBI's taxonomy places the organism in Eukaryota, Apicomplexa, Aconoidasida, Piroplasmida, Babesiidae. Gene Ontology annotation, cellular component: cytosol. The transcript has 8 exons. The coding region runs from base 1 to 753 and encodes 250 amino acids. Gene Ontology annotation, molecular function: phosphomannomutase activity.
AUGACUAAAACGAUAUAUCUUUUUGACGUGGACGGGACACUGACCCAUGGGUUUUCACCCAUUGGAUCUGAACUAAUUGAUUGUCUAAAACAAUUAAAAUUUAAAGGCUAUAAUUUGGGAUUUGUCUCUGGUUCAAAUUUUACACGUAUAACUAAUCAAAUAGGUCAUCUUUUUGAGCUAUUUAAUUACAUGUUUCCAGAAAAUGGCGUGAUUUCUUACAAAGAUGGUCAACUUUUUCACAAAAAACAUAUUUCGGAACAAUUGCCAGAGAGUAUCUUGACUUCCAUAAUUGAUUACUCAUUGAAGUACAUAUCUGAACUAAAAUUGCCUGUUAAAAGAGGGAAUUUCAUUGAUUAUCGUACGGCAAUAAUAAAUAUAUGCCCCUGUGGCAGAACGGUGGACUUCGACCAGCGGCAAUUAUUCAAAGCAUAUGAUCUGGAACAUGGAAUUAGGAAGGAUCUACAACAGAAGUUGAUUGAAAAAUUUGGUAAACAUGGUCUCGAAUUUUCCAUAGGGGGUGAAAUAUCAAUUGACUGCUAUCCAACCGGCUGGGAUAAGAGAUAUUGUUUAAAAUUCCUACAGGAGUUUGAUCAAAUCCACUUCUUCGGUGAUAGCACUUUUCAAGGUGGCAACGAUUACACAAUAUACAAUGACCAACGUGUUAUCGGACACUCAGUUACUUGCGUCAAUGAUACUGUAAAAAUUCUUAAAGAAUUGUUGACGCAGCUAGAUGAUUCAUCACAACUCCAAUAA